Molecule: messenger RNA, 2325 nt
Organism: Fusarium pseudograminearum CS3096
Lineage: Eukaryota; Fungi; Ascomycota; Sordariomycetes; Hypocreales; Nectriaceae
Exons: 1
Coding region: 1-2325 (774 amino acids)
Source: RefSeq, a predicted model, not a curated record
AUGGAAGGAUUCUCAAGAAUCUUGGGCUCAUCACCAGACGGACAUUCAUAUGCCACAAUUCCUGUAGACUAUAGCACUGCAAUGGAAGACAAGAUCGUGGCAGAGCCCCAAGGCCAAGGGCAUCAUCCUUAUCCGUAUUCCCCCACCUACCCCCAACAAUCCUUCCAGCAGCAGCAAAAUGUUGUGUCACCGCAGCCAUCUAUCGGCCAGUUUCAACAUGCGCAGCCCAUCUCGCCGGAGUCCAUCUCUCAUCCAUCAUUCCCUCAAAACACUUCUGCAUGGUUUGACCCACAAAGCCCCAGCCUUCGAGACAGUCCCGGCUAUGACCGCACCUUUGACAGUCAUAGAAGUCUGAUGAGCCAUGAUCCCGCAAAUGUGCUCUACGAGAAAACCCCCGACGUUCACGUCACCAACCGGCAAACCAAUGAUGUCCAGCAUAAGGGCCCCUUUUUGUACAGGGCGAUGAAGAGCAAGUGGUCUAUGAUUGCUUGCUUGAUCAUUGGAGCUGCUGCUGCUAUUGGGCACCACUUCUUUUACAACCACCUCGACGGUCAGGAAGCAAAGAAUCAACAAUGGAUGCUCCGUGCUGGACAGCUCAUUUCCUUUAUCGCCAAUGCCAACUUUAUCCUCGCGGCCGUCAUGGCUCAUCAGCAAGUAGCAUGGCGAGCUGUAGGUCAAAAUGGAUUCUCAAUCCAUGCCGUCGACUCGCUGUUCGGUGCCACCCAUAACCUCGUCGAGCUUUUCAAUCGCGAAGCCUGGGCCAAGUCUUGGUUUGUCAUGUUUCUCGCUCUCUACAUGUGGCUUAGUCCCGCCGUUGUCAUUCUUACUUCAGCUACGUUAUACGUCGUUCCUGGCGAAAGCGUUCAAGACACUCUUUGCCCUUCCAUCCGCACUCUAAACUUUAGCAAUGAAGCAAAAGAGAGUUACCAGUCCCGCAAGAUGGCCGAAGGCGAGGCCAAGACCAUGACCGGUCGCUCUCUCUGUAGCUACAACUGGACGGCACUUGGUGGUAACGAAGCGCCUGGCGCCAAAACCAACGACAGUAUUUUCGAAUACUACAACGGUCCCUCGCCUAUUCUGAACCGUAUCGCUGCCGGUGUGUUCUCGAGCGGUCAGACAACUUACAAGGCCAACAUCUCAGAAGAGAUCUGCGGGGAGGGCUGGGAUUGCUCGACUACCAUCCAUUUCGUUGCCCCUGGAUACCAAUGCGAGGAGCUUGCUAACGGCGUCGGAUCCAGCAUGAAGAAGUUUGGUGACGCUGAGGCACCCUUUGAUCUUGAUAAGCUGGUCCCUGCUGGUAACUUUGCCUACUUCGCCAGCAACGAUCGCGGAGAGUAUAUGAAGCCGCAGAUAGACGAUGUCCGUAUAGGUGGCAUCCCUCCUCCAGAAGCCUUCCCUGACCUUCCUAAGAACCUUGGAGUUUUCAGGACCGAGCCUAGCAUCUGGAUCGGCUAUGCUACCGUCCAAGACUACACAAAGGAGCAUGCAAAGGAUAAUAAGACUGAUGGAUGGAACGACGACUACACUCCGAUCAUAUUUGCCUGCGAUCACUGGGAGGUGAAUUACACUGUGGAAUUCCACUAUACCGCAGGAUUUCAAACCUACAACAUCACUGAUCGCGAAUACAAGAAAAAGAUCAUCGACACAGAGUGGUAUAGCUGGACCAAUGAGUCUACUGAUGGAACAGCUGAUGGAAAUGUUGCCAAACCGGACAAGAACUACGUCAGCCCUCGCCAUGAUUUCGCGAGAUAUCGCCGAAUUGCUGCGUUUCACAGUCUGGGACUACUACUCCGCAACAUUCUCGCCGGUAAUGUUCAGGUUCAAGGUGGGUCAACAUCAGACGGUGCCAUCACCACAACCAACCUCCUUGACCGACACGAGACUCUCCCUGUUCAAGACCUCCAGAAAGAAGUGGGCCGCAUCUAUGAAGACCUCAUCAUUUCAUUACUCUCAGACCCGCAACUCCUUGCUGUAGCCUGGGCAGCAGACCCUUCCAAGUUGUCUGGCACUGGCGUCGGUCGUGAAGCCACCAACUACGCUUGCCAGCGACGCCGCAAGACCAACUUCUUUGACUACGGAUGGUCUAUUCUGAUUGCUGUGUAUUCUGUGUCUUUCAUCAUCGCAUCAGUCGGUGUUUACUACGGUAUAAAGGCGAUGACUAGCGAUGGCACAGACGCGCAGCGUGUCAUGACGUUUUCUACUAUUGCUGGCGCGACUAAGAAGGUCAGCGUGGACGAGGCUGAGGGAAGGGCUACUAAGAUCAGAUGUUUCCCUACUGAGGAACGACCAGGAGAAUAUGAGUUUAGAGCAGAAUUGGAGGGAUGA